This is a messenger RNA of Cydia strobilella, 2421 nucleotides long. RefSeq lists its product as uncharacterized. The record is from RefSeq and is a predicted model, not a curated record. The coding region runs from base 388 to 1665 and encodes 425 amino acids. The transcript is spliced from 2 exons. Lineage: Eukaryota; Metazoa; Arthropoda; Insecta; Lepidoptera; Tortricidae.
GUGCGAGCUGCCUGGCCGUCUAUACCGGCUGGGAUUUCGUCGUGGUCGUGCCUAGGCUAGCGCUGCUGGCCUGGAACUUCGUUCCAUCCAUAAUAGAACGAAAAUCAGACACGGAUUGGAGAAAAGAGCAUCAUCAAAAACCGCAAGUAACUCGGUAUAAGUCGAAUUUUUCGACCACCGACAUUCCUCACUUUUAAUAUGGAGUGAAGUUUGUGCAACCCGCAGCCAUCUUGCGGAACUUCGCAUUGGUUUUUGACUUUGACAGUUUGUGUCAUCUGUCACGUUUGACAUUGACGUACAAUAAAUAUCAAAACAAAGUGCUAUCAGCGUCGUUGUGCCUUCCUUUAAAAGUGUUUGUGCAUUCGUUCGUCAUAAAUAAAAAUUAAAAUGGCUACCGAAACGGAAAACCUAAAAAAAUUACGCGUUAUACGCUCGCAGUGUAAAGGAACGAUUACGAGAAUCGACAAUUUUGUCAAGGAUCCCGUAUGUUUGGCAGCCGCCAGCGCCGAUAUAUUAGAGGCGCGAAAAGAGAAGCUCAUUUCCACCUUAAAAGAUUACGAAAAGGUGCAAAUGGACAUACUAAGCAUUGAUGAAGGCGAUGGUGAACAGGUGGGAGAAAUUGAAGACAAAUACUAUUCUAUAUUAGCAAAAAUUAACAGCUCUCUUAAAAUGUUAAACACAAAAGUGACUUCGGAUUGCCACAACGCAUCCACAUGUAAGUUGCCCACAAUAGAAAUUCCCUUUUACGAUGGAAAGGAUUUCACUAAGUUUAAACCCUUUUUCGACUUAUUUACUGCUGUUAUCGAUCAGAAUAACUCGCUGUCUGAUGUGCAAAAGCUUUUUUAUUUGAGAAAGUACCUGCAAGAGGAUGCGUUGGCGGUUAUUCUGAACUUGCCAUUGGUGAACGAGUCAUAUAAACAAGCAAUACAAUUAUUAAAAAAGAGAUUUGACAACAAGGCUAGAUUAGUAGCAAACCAUAUAGGUAUAUUGUUAGAUAUUUCGAAUAUACAAAAGGGCACAGCAGCUUCCAUACGAACAUUUGUUUCACAAAUAAAUCAACAGAUGCAUGCAUUAAAAAAUUUAGAUGAACCCGUCGAUAAAUGGGACAUGCUUUUAAUAUCAAUUUUGACUAGAAAGUUAGAUCAAUUCACACACCGGGCAUAUCAAUUAGACCGGGACUCUGACACCAUGCCUACUAUGGCUGGUUUCAUUGAAUAUUUAGAAAAGCGUGCUAUAGCGCUCGAAGAUAGUCAUCCAAAUAAACAUAGUACCUACUAUGAUGGUGCUAACAAACAUGUUUAUAAUAAAAGUACUUGCUAUGAAGGUACUCACAAAUCAAUACCUAAGGUGACAAAUGUGGUAUCGAAGUCGUUGCCGCCCUGUAGGUACUGUGAUAACAAAGACCAUCAGAUUUAUAACUGUCCCAUAUUUAAAAUGUUACCUAUUGCUCAGAGGCAAUCUUAUGUAACUGAAAAACACAUGUGUAAUGUAUGCCUCAAUAACCAUGAUGGUAAAUGUAAAUUUACUUUUAAAUGUAAAAUGUGUAAACAGGGCCACAACACAUUGCUGCAUCAGGAGCGCAAUGUGAAUGUGGAGAAGCCCAGAAUAAAUAAUGAUGACAGUCAGCAGCCACUAUCAUCUGAUGCUGGGCUGCAUAAAAACUGAAAAUGGACCGGUAUUCCAGAAUACCAUGUUAGGAUAUAUUGUCGGAGGAAGUAUCCCCGAGGAAGGUACUACAUGUAAUAUUGUAACAAAUUUAGUUAAUAAUAUAUCUGAUGGUGAAAAAUUGGAAAAUGUAAUGGAGCAAUUCUGGCUCUCUGAAAAACUUCCUGAAGUGGAAAAAUCUACAAAUGAUGAAUUUAAACAAGCUGAAAAAAUAUUUCAGUACUCUGUAUCACUUAAAGACAAUAGAUUUUAUGUUGAUAUGCCAUUAGCUUUCCCUAUGGAAGAGUUAGACCUUGGUGACUCAUUUUCUGUUGCCUAUAAUAGAUUCAUAAUGUUAGAAAAAAGGUUACAAAAAGAUCCUUUGCUAUUUGAACAAUAUAAAAAAUUUAUUGACCUAUAUCUGGAAUUAGGACAUGCAAAGAUAGUUGAUAUUGAGGGUUAUGAUUUAAAUGGUCCUGUGUUUUUUCUAGGACACCACUGUGUUUUUAAUCCAUCGAGUCGAACCUCACAUCAUCGUGUGGUCUUCGAUGGAUCGAUGAAAUCUAGAAAUGGGACAUCGCUGAAUCAAGUCAUGCUGAACGGACCUGUUGUACAGAGUGAGCUCUUUGAUAUUCUUAUUUUGUUCAGGACUUAUCCAUUUAUUUUAACUUGUGACAUUCAAAAGAUGUUUCGCAAUGUUUUUAUAAAUGAACAUCAACGCGGACUUCAAAACAUUUUAUGGCGCGAGUCGCCCAAAGACCCUAUCAACUGCUUGCA